CCUCAACGGUUGCCAGCUUGUUUUCGCAGUGUCUGUAAACCUGCACAUCCACCACUUCUCGAAGAGGCUCCUAAAGGCGUAAGUGACUGGAUCUGCGCGAAAUCCGCAUCAGGUAAGGGCAGCCCUACAAUAUUCUGUUUCGGGCAGUUGUAGAGCGAGCAACCGCACAACAUCUCAUCCGCUCGCUGCUCGCUGACUUCCUAGGCGAUACCGUAAGCACUACAAUGGCCGUACGUGACCUGAUCAGAGUCUCGAGACUUCCUAGUCCUUGUCGAAUGGCAUCAGAGGAUGUGCGCCGCUUCUGACACGGUAGCGAAAGGGCGCGAUGACGUUUGAAGUUUGCUGGUCAAGUAUCUCAGGUAUACACCGUGGAUGACAAGGCUCAACGUCGUGGCCACUUCGCCCUGAGCGUAGAGUAUGUCAAAGAUGCAGCAAGACCACGGCUGGGCGGCAGUCCCAAGGUCAUUUGAGAAGCUUCUUACCAGCGUCGAUAUGAAGAAGAACACCCAGCCGCUCAAGGUCGAAGACAUUGACCUGCCGAGCAGUGAGCUUGCGCAGCAGGUGCUUCGAUACGCGAAAGAGAAGCUGUCGAGUGAAACAUUCAAUCACAGCUUGCGAGUCUUCUACUAUGGCCGAGCAGUCACCAUGCAGCACUUCCCGGACUGGCGCUAUAGUGCGGAAACGUACCUACUAGCCUGCCUGUUACACGACAUUGGGACAGUUCCAGCUAACAUGACGUCUACACACCUCUCCUUUGAGUUCCACGGCGGGCUCAUCUCGCUGGAAUUACUGAAGUCUCUCCACGCUGAUAUCGAACAAGCUGAACUGGUGGCGGAGACCAUCAUCAGACACCAGGACAUCGGAGACUCUGGCAAUGUUACUACGCUCACGGCCAUCAUUCUGUUUGCGACAGUUCUUGACAAUGCCGGAUUAAACGGAGAAUUGGUGCACCAAGAGACCAUCAAAAGCGUGGUUGAUGCUCACCCGAGGAAUCAGUGGACUGACUGCUUCGCGAGCGUCGUCCGCAGAGAAUGCGAGCUCAAGCCAUGGGCAAACACUACGCGGAUCGAAGGGUUCGCAGAGAUGGUUGAGAAGAACGAGCUCAUGGCGCCUUAUGAUAGAUGAUGGUGCGCUACCAUUAAUUGCCUAAUACAGAUAUAAAUCGCAGGAUCCUCCCCACAGCCUUAUCCCUUC
Molecule: messenger RNA, 1194 nt
Organism: Baudoinia panamericana UAMH 10762
Lineage: Eukaryota; Fungi; Ascomycota; Dothideomycetes; Mycosphaerellales; Teratosphaeriaceae
Exons: 3
Coding region: 418-1125 (235 amino acids)
Source: RefSeq, a predicted model, not a curated record